Messenger RNA from Seriola dumerili (greater amberjack), 2373 nucleotides. It is a transcript of the gene fitm2, whose product is annotated as fat storage inducing transmembrane protein 2. The record is from RefSeq and is a predicted model, not a curated record. Gene Ontology annotation, cellular component: endoplasmic reticulum membrane. The coding region runs from base 6 to 782 and encodes 258 amino acids. The transcript is spliced from 2 exons. NCBI's taxonomy places the organism in Eukaryota, Metazoa, Chordata, Actinopteri, Carangiformes, Carangidae. Gene Ontology annotation, biological process: lipid storage; phospholipid biosynthetic process; lipid droplet organization.
UCAACAUGGCGGCGGUGGAUGUCAUUGUGGACAACUUGUUGGCACUAAGGAGAAUACCGGCUGUCCGACAACACUUCCACUGGAUAUUUUUAAUCAUUUCAGUCGUGGGGUCGGUUCUGAAGGAGCAGGACCUGGUUCCGGAGACGUAUUUCAGCAGCAGCAGAAACGUCCUGAAUGUGUACUUGGUCAAAGUUUCCUGGAUGUGGACAUUGCUGCUGCUGACGCCCUUCCUCCUCCUCUCAAAUUCCUCCCUCAGCAAGAGCGUGUCCUACCGGCGGCUGCUGUCUCUGGUGGUGGCAUCAGCCGUCUGGUACAUCUGCACAGAGAUGUUCUUCUAUAUUGAGAACUUGACCGGCUCCUGUUAUGAAAGUAGCACCAUGGAUGUUAUCAACACGGAGUUCACAUCCAAAGCCACCUGCAGGCAUGCCGGUUUCCACUGGAAUGGCUAUGACAUCUCAGGACACUCCUUCAUCCUGGCCUACUCUGCUCUUUUAAUCGUGGAGGAAACGGCUCCGAUGGCCUCCCUGAAGACAGCUAGUCUGUCUGCACUGCCCAGGAUGGUUCUCAACCUGCUGUACGUGGCCUUGAAUCUGAUUGUGAUCAUAUGGGUGUGGAUGUUUGCCUGCACCUCUGUUUACUUCCAUGACAAAUCUCAAAAGUUCCUAGGGACCAUAUGCGGCCUGUUGGGGUGGUAUCUGACAUAUCGGGUUUGGUAUCCAAAACCUUGGUCACCAGGACUCCCCCCUCAGCGUCACCCAAAAGAACAGAAACAACAUGCCUAAGCUGCAGUCAUACUUUCCUGUAUGAUAUUGUUGCUAAUAUUGCAGCCAUCCUCAAAUCAACGCACUGCAGUUGAUGUUAUCUGUCUCCAGGUCCAAGCUGGCCACGCUAUUUUAAGUUAUUCCCUCCUCACAGAAAGGUCGGGCUUGCAGUUUCUCCGCAGUGUUUGGCAGCUGAUGUUCCCAAAAUGACUCUUGGUAAUCUGAGACAAAAGCAAGACGCUGCUCUUCUGUUCAACCUUUAGCCUCUUUCCAACAGCCCCUGUGGCUCGCAUGCUAGACAAUAGUUUGUCUGCCAGUUUGUUGCCUUAUAAUGCAAUCCGUUUUUAGAAAUCUGAGUGGGAACACUAGAGAUUGUUUACAGCUCCAGUUGUAUAGCACUGAUGACAUGUAUUUUUACAGACCAAUGUACAGUAGAUGUUCAUUGUUUUUUUUUUGGAAACUAACUACAGAACAAAGUUAGACUUCAGUGUACAAGGUACAUUUCAUCCUACACAUAGGAUUUUAAUGACCCGUCACAUCUGGUUGUCAUGUAAAGUUUGCUGGGAACAUGUAGUACUUGAAUAGUGGAUAUUAAGGUCAUUUUAAUGCCCCAUCAUGACUACACUAGUUGUUGGAUAGCCCUGUGAGUGCCCAUUAUCAUUAUUAAAAUCCUUUAAAGGAUGAGGCUGGAAAUAUUCAGUAUUUUACUUACGGCUGCAUCUGGAUUAAUCAUUUGGUCUAUAAAACCAAACCUCUUGAUUGGAUAGUCAAUUUAAUAUCAGGUAAGAAAAAAGAAAAUUUAAAGUCUGGAACCAGAGAAUGUCUGUUUGAUUUUUGUCCUUGGAUAAACACGCUUAAGCAAUUAAUCGCUGAUUAAAGUAGUUUAAGCUCUACUUUUUCUCAUUGUCAACAACUCCAUGAGUCCACCAAAGCUAUAUUUAUCUCAAUAGCUAAUUAAGUAUUGCCAAGCUAAUUCCUCUGUGCCAUAGAUCCAUGAAAUCUAAUAAGAACACAGAAAUGAUGAUCCUGGGUGCUGUCACCACCAUCUCACCACCGCCAUAAAAACCCACUAGAACACCAAAUGUGUAUUAAUCCAUGUCUGUUUGAUUAAUGUUUGUUAAAAACUACAAAGUCCAGUUGUUUCAGGAAAUAAUUUACUUUUUAAAGACUAAAGCUAAUAUCCAAGACUUGUCUUUAGUUUGAAGCAGUGGGCUUGAGAUUGAAAGCUACAGAUAGGGAAGGGAAGUUGUACAGUAUUGAGAGACAGACUAACACAUUGUUUGUUUUGGUGUUUUCAUGGGGUUUGUUGACUGUAAGGAUCAUGUAGAAUAACACCAGCCCUAUCCUGUAAUGGGGGAUUUUAGGAAACUUUGGUAUGAGUAAAUAAUAGCAGUAUUUUUAACAAUAUUAAUAACAGUGUGACAAGAAUCAAAUAACAGUUUUGUAGUGAUGAUGUGCAUUUUCAUGGCAUGACAAAUACACAGUUAUAAGCUCUGUAGUUUAAGCACCACAGUGGGUUUUGGCAGAAUAAAAACCAGGACCUGUAUAUUUAAUUUUCAUUAUUUAUUUGUUAUUGAUGGCAACUGAAUAAAUUAAGGCUUAUGAACAAACA